Messenger RNA from Trichomycterus rosablanca, 1952 nucleotides. Its product is annotated as Ras-related and estrogen-regulated growth inhibitor-like protein. The record is from RefSeq and is a predicted model, not a curated record. The coding region runs from base 1 to 681 and encodes 226 amino acids. Lineage: Eukaryota; Metazoa; Chordata; Actinopteri; Siluriformes; Trichomycteridae. The transcript has 4 exons. Gene Ontology annotation, molecular function: GTPase activity; GTP binding.
AUGGUGGUGCAGGUUCAAACCCGUAUCCGAUCCAACAGCAGUAAUAGUCACAGUAACAAGAGGAUGGAGGGACACCAGCACAAACUGGAGGCCAAUAUUUUACUGCUCGGAGCCGAAAACGUCGGGAAAUCCGCACUAACAGUACGUUUCCUGACUAGAAGAUUCAUAGGAGAGUACGGCGAUAUAGAAUCUAUAUACAGUCACCAUGAUAAGAUUGACGGACGUGACAUCUGCUUCAACAUCUGGGACUCGAUCUGUCCACAGAAUGGUGAAGACUUAAGUCACAUCAGCGACCGGCAGCUCCAGUGGUCAGACGGCUUCAUCCUGGUCUACAGCAUCUGCGACCGGACGAGCUUCAGCGUGGUGCGGCAGCAGGUCCAGCGAAUCCGCCGCGCCCAGCAGAAACUGUCCGUCUCGGCGCCGGUCAUCAUCGUGGGAAACAAACGGGACCUCCAGCACGGGCGCACGGUGUCCAGCGAAGAGGGGCGGCUGCUGGCGCUGUCGGCCGACUGCGGCUUCUUCGAGAUCUCGGCGGCCGAGGCCUACCACGGCGUGCUGGUGGUGUUCCACGAACUCAUCGAGCUCAUCCGGGAGGCCAGGGCGCUCAAGAAGGGGGCGGCGGGGUUCAAGGGCAUCGUCAGGAGCAUGUCGGCGGUUUUCGGGAGGAAGAGGACCGAGUAGGUUUUCCUCAGGAGGAACCAUGUGAGGAGUCCAUAUUGGACUGUCGGGUAUUUUUUGGACAGUCGGGAUUUGAACGUUCUAGGAAGGUUUAAAUUCAGAGACGUUUUGGGGACUUGUUGUACGAUGGAAGACUUCAGAGACUCUUUGUUUGUCCCUGUGCAGGACAGAUCUGUGGAUUUUUAUCAUAAUAUUUCAUAAAAUUAAAUCCCUUCAUGUUGGAUUUGGUCCCACAAUCUAAAAACCUUAGUGACCCGCCCUGGUCCCACUACCUACCUGAUCAGCUCCUCAGUAGAGAGGAUUCUAAUAACACAUGGAGCUCAUAAUCAGAUUAUUUAGACGCUCUACUUAUUACAUCACUGCAGAGGGGUAAAACUGUCCCUGAUGCCCCAAUUCACAAAUAAACGACACUUGUAUAAUUACACCUUUAUACAGAUUAAACAUCAACAAGAAUUUAUUUACAUUCGAAAGGAACUCUGUUGGUUGCUCCGCAUUGAUUCGUCGCCACAUUUGUCAUUGUUUUUUGUGAGAAGAGUCGUGCCGCACUGAAUGCUGGGAUUGAUCUUCAGCGCUGAGGAGGCGUCGGACGCGCCCUCGUCAUUCAGUCAGAUCAUCACUCAGAAUUAAGGCGCCUCAGUAGGAGCAUUUUAAGGGAGCUAAGGAUUUAGACACGCCCUCUUCUCUCAGGAGUGUAGGAUGAUGAGAAAUCCAGCGUCCCAAAAUUUACUUGGAGGACAAAAUUAGGUAGACUUUCAUUUACAUUUUCAGCAUUUAGCAGACGUCUUGAUCCAAAGCGACGUACAGCACUGUGACAGUAUACAGUCUGAGCAAUUAAGGGUUAAGGGCCUCGCUUAAGGGCCCAACAGUAAGAGCCUGACAGUGGUGAGGCUUGAACCAGUGAACUUCUGAUUACUAGUAAAGUACCUGAACCACUAGGCUGAACCACAGCUGCAUUAUGUUGUAUGUUGUUACAUUCAUUAUCUUGUUGAGUUAAUUUAGUCUCAGCAAACUGAUAAACAUCACAAACAUAAAAGACGUUUACACAGUUCUCUCAUCUGUACCAAACUGAACCAUCACUGAUGUGAAAAUCAAACCAAACCGAAAUCUGGUGUGACCGGGUCUCUGUACCCCCACAUACCGGUAAAUCUGUGGGUUUUCUGAUCAUGAUUCAGUUUCUUGUUGCUUCAUUAUAAGCUGUAAGUUCAGGAUUAGAAUGAAUUCUGCCUCAUUUUCACUGCUCUGUAAAUACUGUUUAUAAGAGAGACUUUAUUAAA